Molecule: messenger RNA, 4191 nt
Organism: Vitrella brassicaformis
Lineage: Eukaryota; Vitrellaceae
Source: the annotation of a GenBank genome assembly
CUUUUGCUUGAUACGAACUGGUGCCUAGACGAACUUCGUCGCGUGUCCAUGUUUUUGCUCAGUGAAACAUCAUGAAUGGUGGAGACAGCCCCCCAGAAUGUCUUUGGUGGUCAAGGAGGACAAACAGAUACCACGCGACUGUGAUAGUCAGGACCUGGUCUUAUGGAACACACAUGCAUGUACUCACUUCUCUCUUUGUCUCUCCGUUAUGACCACGAUCGACAUUAAUGCAAUUUUGCCACUCUAGGUCAGCAUGCGCUCAAUCGCCGACCGCGGGUCAGCAUCACGCAACACAGCCUCAGACAGAAUCACCCCGUCGGCACCUGAGAGCAACCAAAAGCAGGCAGACAGAUAAGGAGCCAUGAAUCAUGAGCGACAUGUUUGCGGACCGGCGCUGACGACCGCCCUCAGCUCCUCGGCGGUAUCCACCCCUCCUUCAGAUAGCACAAAGAUCUCUCUGAUGAAUCAGACAAACACACGGUUGCAGGAAUCGUGGGGGCUGCCGUCGACCCCUGACGCACUCACUUUUCCUUCAGGCGCCUUCUCAUUUCGUCUGUGAGCAAUCGAGUCGUUCUGAAAGGCAAGCAGCCCCCGGGGUCCAGCCAUGGACUUCUGGUUCGUGUCUUUGCUAAGCACCUGUGUACAUCGGGUUGCAUAUCCCAGAAGUUCAGAUUAUUAAUGGCGACGAUUUUGCAGCCAUCCAGCCGGAGACAUCGCUCAAGCUGCUCGCGGGAGCUGACGCUGACGAUCGCUUGCACCGAUAUGCGCUCGCACACUCUGCAAAGACACCAGGUGGGCGACAUCGUCCCUGUCUGCUUUUGGUGCAGUGCUCAUUGCUUACUUCAGGAAGGCUUGCAAGUCACGGUCAGACAAGACAGCAGCAACCAACUGCAAUAAAAUAGAAGGCAGGGAGCGAAUGCUAGUGUGUGCAAUGCGUUUACUUUGACUGCAUCCGCACCAGCGAGCCGCGCACGGACAAUCUGAGGAACCAACACAACUGACGAAACUCCCUUUCGGUUCGCCCUCCUCCGGUGCUCGUUCGUCCCUUUGCCUACUUGCCAGGCGUAUACGAAUAUGUCACUGGCGAUGAUUGGCACAGUCGAUCCUCUUCGUGCCGCACCCAAGUCGUCAAAAUUCCCAGCGUAGUACCUAACGCAGUUGAGCAUGUGCAGAUUCAAGUCCCUUGUUGCGCAUAUAAAAGGCUGCCUGCCUGAGUUCUCACUUGUUAUCAAUGUGAACCGACACUGCGGCCACGCCCCUCCUCUCCCCACCGUCGGCGUAUGUGCUUGCGAUGGCCUUUGGGUCGUACUUGGCCUUGAGAAUGCCGUGAUUAGGAGACGCCUUCAUGCACUCCCCCACCAGCGCCACGCCUCUCUCGGCCUUCUGUCGACAUAGCGAGCCGUAGAGAUCCCUCGGGCGGUUGGCCGGGCGGAGGUUGUACUCGCCGACUUGGUACAUGAGAUUUGACAUGGGGUAUCUGUCCCUCAGACGAUCCACUUCCAUCUCCUUGCUCCAGACCAUCUCCUCCAAUCUGAUGCGGCAGACAAACAGACAUGCCAGCUGCUUUCUGCCUGCCACACGUCUGUCCACGUGCAUCCCACGUUGACGCACCUAUGUGAGGGCAGCGGUGCCAGCUCAGGCAGGCUGAAUUCGAUUGUGCUGAUGCUCACAGGACGGGCUACAUUCACCAGGCGCCGGGGUAGCUGCAACACCACGCAACGCGAGUGGCAGCGCUGUGGAGUGUCCACCCUCUCUGGUACCCACCGUGAUAUCUGGAUCGGGAUUGUCAGGCGAAUAGUCGACUUUUGAAGUGAAUGGUGACACCAUGAAGGAGCCUCCCCGUUGCCUCUUUAUCUCUCUCAGUCUCGCACGGGUUGUCUCGUUCAUAGGGGUGGACGCACGCGUCCUGUCGGGGUUCUUCGGACCAAUCUCAACAAAUAGCGAACAACUCCCGUACUGCAUCGAAUAGACAUGCCAGCCCAAUCACGACGAUUGCCCGUCAUACUUUGUGGGUGCCUGUGUGAUGACCAGGUAGGUGUUCCCGCCCUUGAUCAUGGGUCCGAUAGCCCCGUCGCCAAAAAAACCCAUUAAAGGGCCGUCAUAGCCCCACUCACGCAGCUUCUCCACCUCAUAGUUGCCCUUGCCAAACAGCUUGCGGCCGCGAUCUAGACCUUUCAGGACAAACAGGCCCUCCGGACGAAAUGUGGCGUCCUGCCAUCCCCAGAAGAGUGACAGACGCCACGUGCCAGCUCAUGUUCCGUACGUGUCGACCUCACAUGGUGAGUGUACCUACUUCAUCCAGGUCGUAGGCGAGCCUCUGAAGUGUUUCAGAGAGGUCGACCUGCGCACCGUACAUAUCUCUCACAUAGAAACGCAUCGUCUGUCCCUCCUGUAUGGGCUGCUGGAUCAGCAGACCGCCUUCACGAAAGCUGGCCUUGGGCAGCUGGUGAGCACACCACACAAUCGACCGCGACAUCUCAUCUCUCGCGGUAUGUGUGUACCUCCUCGACGAGGUAUCUGCUCGAAGCGGCUGAUGAUGCUUGAGACACAUCGGAGGGGGACGGUAGCUGCAUGGGGACCUGCAUAUUACAUGGCCGGUUACUGGUGUCAAGUUCUUGGCAGUCAAGCCGGUUACCUGUUCGACUCCCAGCAUGGUUGCCUUCUUGAUGAGAUUGGCAUCGGUGUCGUCCAACUCAUACGUCAGACGCGUAUACUCACUCCAGGGACUGAGGCAUAACAGACGGAGCACCAAAAACCAUAUAGGAAACAUCUACUCUUCACUUCGUGUGCUUUCCAUGACUCGAUCGGCACGGUGUCUGCGGCUCCGACGCCGUCCUCGCUCAUUCGUUUUUCAGCGUUCGCCCCCUGUAGAGCGGCGAAGGAUUGCGCAGUCUCGGACAGCUCCUCCAGGUCCACCAUCUUCUGUGGUGAUGGCGGCUCAUCCUUGAAAAUCUCCACGAUCUUGUGCGGCUCGCACUUGGUAAUACGGAAUCGAUCACUGACUGGACGGCAACCAUGGGCGAGGCGAGUGCGGACCUGACAAACAAGGAGGAUAUGUGCUUAGGCACCGGUCGUCAUGUUUUCCGUGUGCAUACAUCUAUAUCUCCGACGAGCAUGAGGCCGAUGAGGCCAUCCUGUGCGAAGGUGUCGAGCGAUAUCUCACCAGCAGGAACGUUCUCGGGCCACAAUGCUGUCAUGUUGAAGUUUGAAGAGGAUGACAUGGCACUGCAACCAUACCGACGCAUGGAUGAAUCAGUGCAUGAGGGCGUUGUCCCUGUUACCUCCAUGCAAAUAUGGCCGGACUGCUGCUGGCGCCAAAGGUGCUUGCCAGGCCACCAACUUUCUUGGACUCCGGGUAGGCCUGAUCCAACCCAAUGAUGACAUUGUCAAGGCCCUGAAGCCGCAUGAAUCGGGGGGUGCUGUACAUGAAGAAGAGGGGCACGUCUGACGGGGGCACACCCAGGUAAGAGAUCCAGUCUUCAGCGGGGUCGAACUUGUCCGGUAUCUCAGAUGCCAACCUGAUACAGCCCACCGAAGCAUAAAUCAUCUCCCUGCACAUAUGUCCCUCGCCCUUUCAGCGGUUACAUCUGGAAGGGUUUGAUGGUGACAUCAGGCAGACUGGCCAGCGUGACCGACACAGAUGGAACACCCUCUGCCUCCUGUGCUUCCCCUGGUUCCUCCCUCUCCGCAGAUCGUCCGAUGUUCCCCCCCGUCGUCGUUCCAAUGAUCGCCUUGACAUCAGGGAGCAUGCGCCUCAUCUGGGGCACCAGACCGUCCCACUGGAACUUGCUCGAGUACAGACUGCAAGCAUGAACGAUGGCAAGAUCGGGCGUCACCCCCUGUGGCAGCUGACUCCUUGCUGCCUCCACUGCAUCUGCCGUUGCAUCUGUCAGGUUGGCCUUAAGACUGAGGGCCGAAGACCAUCUUUGGGGAACCGAGAGGGACUGCGCAGUCGGCACGCUCGCCGGAGGUACAGAGGGCGCAGAGGAAGGCGAUGGACUGACGCAGCUCAGUGAGCGAGACGAUGUGACCCGGCACGGUCCACGCAGAUGAGCGGAUGAGUCGUCAUGACGGGGCGCCAGCCUCAGAUGUGAACCGAGGGGGGAGAACCCGAGGGCAGAACAGAUGAAGGCUGAAUGCAGGAAAAGAAGAGGUGGGAUCUCCAUGGCGCUCCCUGCUUUGGGGUUUGAC